UGAACAAAAGAUUCUACAUCUAACAAUAAACAAAUAUAUUUCUCUCUGACCUUACACAAAAAUGCAGUUGUGACAGAGAAGAAAUAUUACGGUACAAUAUCCGAAAUAUUUCAGCAGCUGAAAAAAUCCUUUUAGGCAUGGCGAAUUUUGCACAAAUAACAACACAUAUGAACAUUCAACAACAAUGAAAUAGUGUCUAAUUGUAACUUGUAGUCGUAUUAUUAUAAUUAUACAAUGUAAAGUCACUUAGAAAUCAAUAUAACCAAUAGAAUCAUUGCAAGAUGACAGUUGGACUAGCUUCCUUGAAGUUCGGACAUGGACACCUCUGAUGCUGGCCUGCACAACUUCAAAAAACGAACUCAGUGUCGUGACUCUCUGGGCAUGCAGUCCGGCGCCAUUCCUGAAUCAGCGAUCACAGCCAGCUCCUCUUUCGAUGACGACACCGUGGGACCGAAGUUUGCAAGGUUGGCAGUGAACAAACAGAGGGCCCAUGUUAGAUUAGAAGAAUUCAAUGAAAUUGUUGGCGACUCUUCAAAACAAAUAAACAGUUGCUUAAUAAAGAUACGUACCGAGACGAUGGGAGGUGCCUGGUGUCCCAAGCCAAUGAUCAGCCAGAACUCAUAUGAGUAUCUGCAGAUUGACCUCGGCAAACUCUCCGUGGUAACCAUGGUGGAGAUCCAGGGACGCUUUGGGAACGGUCAGGGUCAGGAGUACACAGAGCAGUUCCUGUUGGAGUAUCAAAGGGAGGACAUGGGCGAGUGGAUGAGAUUCAGGAACAAGCAGGGGACAGAGUUGUUCAAGGGCAAUGAGAACACGUACCUGACAGAGAUGAGGGAGGUAACUCCGCCAAUCAUAGGCCGCCGUGUCAGGUUCAUCCCGUAUAGCAAGACUCUCCGUACCGUGUGCAUGAGGGUUGAGAUAUAUGGCUGCAAGUGGGAAGAUGGUGUGGUGUCGUACAGCGUGCGUCAGGGAGACCGGCGUGGGUCGGAGCUGGACUUUGUGGACUUCACGUAUGACGGCAUGAUCCAGGAGAACUUCCUGUUGGAGGGGCUAGGUCAGCUGACAGAUGGGGAGAUAGGGGACUACAACUUCAGGCUCGACAACGAAGAACUGCGCAUCAAGGGAUACGAGUGGGUGGGCUGGCGUAAUGACACACAAGACUUCCAGGGCCCUCUGAUCAUCACGUUCAAAUUUGACCAAGUACGCAACUUCAGCAAAGUCUUCAUCAACUGCAACAACCUCUUUUCAAAGGACGUUCGUGUUUUCAAGAUGGCACUGGUGUACUUCAGUGUGGGCGGCAAUCUCUACCAGAACUCGCCGGUCAAGUACGACUUUAUUCAGGACGACGUGGUAGAGUAUUCGAGACCCGUUAUGAUCAAACUGAACAACAACGUAGGCCAGUACGUCCGUCUGCAACUGUACUUUGAUGCCAAGUGGAUCAUGAUCAGUGAGGUGCAAUUCAUAUCAGAGCCUGCAACAGGUAACUUCACAGAGGAGGUUCCCCCCGCGACCUUGAAACCCUCGCUGGUACCUCCCAAACCUGAGGACAAGUACUAUGAACAUGAGCUGAACAUUGGCAAGGAUGGCAAGGGUAUGCAUGCAGGCAACUUAGAGCCAGAGAAAGCUACCAAACAGCAGACACCAGGAAGUGACAUCAUCGGUAUCAUCAUCGGUUCCCUGGCGGGGCUCAUCGCCAUUCUCAUGGCCAUUGUGAUCUUCAUAGUGUGCCGACACCGGCGUAAAAAGAACAACAACAACCGUCGCAUGAAGACAGCCAUUGCAGAUACAAAUAACCAGAUGGCGGUCAACAUGUCUGACCUGCAGGGGACACAUAACAACGGCAAGGUGCUUAACGGACACAUGUACAACGGGGUCCCUCUUACGGAGCUUGAGUCUGACAGGGAAUGCUGCACUCAGCGCCAAAAGAACAUUGGUUAUCGCCAACCAAAGGACUCGGUUAUCGUAAAUAGGGGCAGCUUGGCCCCUAAUUUGACUGACCUUCCAGAAUUACCUUCACCAGGUAUUAGACUGGUUCUGCUUGGUGCAUGGGAGUUCAAUACUAAUCUGACUGACCUCCCAGAAUUACCUUCACCAGCAGAAAGCCAGGAUUACGCUGUCCCCGAUGUCACCAAGUCAGCCCUGAUGACCUUUCCACAGGCGCCCAAGAAGAACAACCUAGACAAGCCUCCCCCACAGUAUGACGCACUCUACGCUGCAGCCGACAUUGUCAGCACCCAGGUCCCCAAUAUACCUUCACUACAGGGUGUGAGUGGCAACAAUGUGUAUGCUGUUCCCAAUGCAGAGCUGCUUCUCAGCAUUGAUGUUUCUGUCAACGAAUUCCCACGCGAGAACCUACGCUUCAUCGAGGUGUUGGGACAGGGGCAGUUUGGAGAGGUUCACCUGUGUGAUGCAGUCAACAUGAGUCACGUUGUUGAGGAGGACUUCAUAAUGAACCGCACACUGUCCAGACCGUGCCUGGUAACAGUGAAAAUACUCAGAACCAACGCAGAGGACAGAGCAAGAAAGGACUUUCUGAAGGAGAUCAAGAUCAUGUCCCAGCUACGGGACCCCAAUAUCGUUCGUGUUCUGGGCGUGUGUACGGAGGAGGAGCCAUUGUGUAUGAUAGUGGAGUACAUGAAGUAUGGAGACCUCAACCAGUUUCUGCUGGACCACGUGCUGGAGACACCUUCCGCACAGGCUAUCAACGCUAAAAUACUCAGCUACGGGUGCCUGAUCUACAUGGCGUCCCAAAUUGCCUCUGGCAUGAAAUACCUCGAGUCUCUCAACAUGGUGCAUCGUGACCUCGCUGUACGCAACUGCCUUGUUGGCACGAACUUCACAAUCAAGAUUUCUGAUUUUGGGAUGAGUCGGAGUUUGUACAGUGCUGACUAUUACAAGAUAGAGGGACGAGCUGUGCUUCCAAUACGAUGGAUGGCCUGGGAGUCAAUACUACUGGGCAAGUUUACGACACAGUCCGACGUCUGGUCCUUUGGAGUUACGCUAUGGGAAAUAUUGACUUUUGCCCGUGAUCAGCCAUAUGAUAAUCUAAGUGAUCAUCAAGUUAUCACGAACGCAGGACAUUUCUACAGAAACGAUGGACAGCAGAUGCUUCUACCACAGCCCAUUGUGUGUCCCCGUGAGAUUUACGACAUGAUGGUCGAAUGUUGGAACCGCUCUGACUGUGAGCGACCCACAUUCAAAGACAUUCACAUGUUCUUGUUACGAAAAAACAUGGGCUACAAUCCAAAAGAUGAAAAGUUGAACCAAUUAAAAGUUCCAGUGUGUUAGUUACUGUGACUUCCUGUAGAUAUCAAAAUUGAACUGUGACAACUAAGCUUUUGUCUCAUUCAGUUCUCUGCCAAGAAUUGGAAGCAAGAUUAAGUGCUGUGAGAAGAGCAUAUAGCAGAGUUGUUACUAUAUAGCAGAGCACUCUCCUUUUGUUAACAAUAUUGUCAACAUUAAAAACAGAGGAGAUCCAAAUUAGUAAACACUAUUGUCAACGGUAAAUAGAGAGUGGUAUCCAAAUGAAUAGACAAUUUUGUCAAUGGUUAAUGCAGAGGAGCUCCAAAUGAGGGUGCUUGAGGCUUGGAUAUGGUAUUUUAGCAUAUCAUAUUAUUUGAAAGAAAGCUUGAAGCCUUUAAUUCUACUGUUGGUGUCCAAUUGUGCUAUUUACUAAAAAACAUCACAGUCAACGACUUGACUAAAUAAUAACUUAUAUUAUAACUUUCUUAUUUUGUGCUAACGUUUAUAUUGUUAUAUGUCUGGUGUAUAUAUAUAUAUUUCAAAGUUUUUUAAAACACUGCAGUGUUGGCAAUAAACUGUAAAAUGUCUGUGUUGUACUAAUUUGGAAUAAAAGCAUCUAUACUUGAAGAUCAUAUUAAAGUGCCGCCCAUUAAUCUGAAUUAAAAACAAUACCAUACAAUGAAAACUAUUAUUUAAAAAUGCCGAGUUUAUAAGUAUUAAUUGGUUAUAUUUAUAUGUAUGAAUAAGUGCAUGCAGGUCUAACAAUAUGGUCAAUGUAGAUAAUUAAAUAUUAUAAAGGAUUUCAACAGAAGUAGCAUAUCAUCUUGCACCAAAAGUAUGCAAGUGCAAUGUGUUCCUUAUAGUGUACAGUCUGACUUUGUUACCUCAAAAUGGUUUCACUAUUGUUUCGUUUAGGAAUAAUCAUUAAUUACAAUAUGUAAAAUAAUGAAUUGAGAAAAAAUAAUUUACUGGUAGAUGCUUUUCAUUUAUAUAUAUAUACACAACAUUUUAAUGGCAAGUUCAGAAUAUCUUCUAGCUGUUUUCAGAUGCUAAAAUGUUAACAAAAAUGUUGAUAGUCAUGAGUGUAUCAAAACCAAAAUCUCACAUAGACAAAAUAUAUAAUCACUUUUGUUUAUUGAAGUUGGUACGAUUUUGAAGUUGUAAUGUUAACUGCCCUAAAUGAUUAAAUACCACAUUUUGGGGUAGCAAAGUGCAACUGUAUAUGCAAGAAUAGUAUGUGUGUGAUAAAUUAUGCUCAGAAUAUUUUAAAAUCUGAUACAGCUUGUUUGUAUUUGACAAUGUCUUUCAAUAUCUACUCUUUGUAUGCUUUAUAAUACCAUUGAACAUUAUGCCUUCAUUCUUCAUUACCGGUUUUUAGUGCCAUAUUUGUGUUGUUGUUAAUUUUAUUUAUGCGCAUAAUUAUUCUGAUGUUGUUUACAUGUUUACCUUUUAAAAGACUGUAUGCUUGCUUGUUGAUAUUAUUGUUCAUUACUGAACAGUGUAAAAUAUAUUAAAUCAGUCAUUCCCCAUUGCCUUCUCUUGGAACUAGAAUGUUCAGUUUUCAUGAUAGACUUAGUGCAACUCCAUCAGUCUUAUGUAAUCAUUUGAGCCAAAAUAUGCUCCGUGCACAGGCUGAUCAGGGACAACACGUUCCGCCUAAACUAGAUUUUUGCUAAGAAGAUAUUUUAUUUAAACAGAAAAUACCAUAAAAGUGGAAAGUGUCGUCCUUGAUUAGCCGACUGCACAGGCUAAUCUGGGACGACACUAAAUGCACAUGCAUUAAACCCGCUUUUCACAGAGCACGGCUCCUCUGUUUAUGCAUUUCCUUCUGGUCAUGAAAUCCAUUCCAGGCUUACAAGUCAUGAGUAGAGCUGUAAGUUCUGCUGGUGAUUUAAUUGUUACCUGAUGAAGAUGUAGCCAGAGUUUGGUUACUCUGUUGACAUAUGAACCAUGAAAUAUCAAUUUUAUUUCAUGUACUGAUAGUGGGAUCUGAUAAUAUACGAAAAAAGCUUAAAGAAUAUUUAAACUAUUAAUUCAAGGAUAUAUUUGAAAGAACAUGUACUAAUUUUAUAUCACUAUGUUUGAAUGUUAUCAUCAAAUGGUUACUUAAAAGAUAAUUUUAACAUCAUACUAGGUAUUAAUCCAGAGGGAGAUAUAUUUUUUUUCUGCUAUUGCCUCAUCAGUUAUCUCACUUAAAACGAGUGCAAUUAUGUUUAAAAUUUUAUCCCAUUUUCACCGCGACAUUGACGGUAUAACACGUUGUGAAAUAUACUUGCUUGUAUUCAACACUGUGGAAUAUACCUGUCGCGUGCACGGACUACUUUUUAAAUGACGUCAUGCGAUAUGCGCUAAAACUAGGUCGAUAUUGUUUGGUUCAUUGAUCGAAUUUUAAGGUCACCCAUUAGAAGAAAAUGUGCAUAUUUUGCAGAAAAAUAUAUAUAUGACAUAUUCACCAAAAGAAAUGUUGACAUAAAAUAUAAAAUUACACGAUUUUUGUUUUGUUAUUUUUUUAUUUAUAUUUACUUUACCACUGAAUGAUUUUUCAUAAGAAACAAAGUCGAAAAAACUUAAGCUUCAAAAUUAUUCGACCUUCAACCUUUAAAUCUAGUCAUAUGACAAAAUUUUUCGCCAUCCGUAUAAUGAAUCAGCUGAUUGAUGGCGUCAUAAAAUGACAUACUUAUUGCGUCAUUUUCCCCAUUUGUUUUGACGAUUUAUUAUAAACGCGACUUAUUUCACAUGUUUUCUACAUGUACUGUAUGUCGACAUAUCUGAAUUGUCAAUUGAUCACUUUUUCCUUAUUUCGUGUAAUGUGCAUUGUUUAUAACCAAAGCAUAUACUUUUGACAUUUAACUUAAAUAUUAAGAAUGUACAACAAGCCAUACACAUAUCGCACAGUUCAUGAAUAAUCUGCUAUGUUUGCUUUCCUAUUUAAUUCACGUUAGGCAUAGAGCUGUGUAAAGUAUAAGAUGGUAAAAAUAGCACCACACUGGAAUUGGGAACGUCCCAUUAUUAGAUAAACUGCUCCGGUUCAUUUGAACAGCAGAAAUGUAGAGUACAUGACGUAGCGUGUGACGAAGAAGAAAGUUUAUCGCGUUCAUAAACUCAUUUGAAUACAGUGAUAGAAUGGCAUAAGGGUCUUUAUUUAACUAUGCUUAAAUAAUUAUUAAAGACCCUAGAUGCAAAAUCGUCAAUUAUUGAGUUAAAUGGAUUAUUAGAUGGAUUUUAAAGGAUAAUUAAAGGUAAGAUACUAGUUCUUACGUGUUUUGAUUUUUGUUUGUACUUUUGUCGUUCCCUGUUCUCGGGGAAAUGAUUUUAACAUGGGCGCAAUUGAUGCAUCGGAUCACACACGGCAUACCCUUAACAUUAUAUAAAAACACGUUUUGCGCGUCCUUAAACUCGUUGUCCGAUGUCGGAAAACGUAUUGCCCUGUAUAUUUUGUCAAAUAAAGUGUCAGUCGCUGCAAUUGUCUGUUUACUCGUCAAAAUUGUCAAGGUCUUCGAUAGCUAAAGAAACUUCAGCGUACAGUUUAUUUAGUAUUGACAGACCUGUACAAAGUCGCGCCAGUCAAAAAUCAUAAAAAGCGACAUUUUAAGUUAUGGUAGCCAGAACUAGGUCGUCGAUGGUGUACAUGUAUGUUGACAUCGACAGAAUUUUGUCAGGAGCAAUCGCCGCCAUAUUGGAUUUUGAUCAUUUUCUUUCGAAAAUAAAAUAAAUUAUAGUAAAGUAAAAUCUUCUUUUCGCGGUCGUAAUGUGUUAAAAUUCGCAUACUGCGUAAAAUUGAAUAUAGGCAUAUGGUGAUAUUUUUACUUGUUUUACAGUUUGUGUGUGAAUUUUUUAAAGACUAUUUUGCGUACCAGAACAAAUACAUGUAUAUCACUACGCAUGGUUACAUUUGUUAGAUUUUAAUUAAAACGCUUUUAUGACUGAAUUAAAAUUAUUGUUAAGGUUAUUAGAUCUAUUUAUGUUAAAUGUCACGUUGAAAAAAUCAAAUGGGAUAAAUAGAAUACUAGGAUUAGCGUUGAAUACAGAGAAGUUUAUGUUGCUCGGCUCGAACACCGAAAGCGCUCGCCAUGGCUCGCGCUUCCGGCGUUCUAAGCCUCGCAAUAUAAACUUCUCUGUAUUCAACGCUAACCUAGUAUUCUCUAUGUAUCAUCCCAUUAUCAUCAAUGUUGUGAUUGUCAUGAUCCAUGUUGUAGUUUUUAUUGUGCAAAUUGGGAAGAAUUACUACUUUCCAAGAUGUUGUUUUUUAUACUGAAUUUGCAAAGAAUCCAAUAGCCUUACUCCAUUAAUGUUGAUGUGAGUUUAGUCUAUUGCAAGCGCCUUAAUCACCUAAUUACCUCCCUUAGAAACUUGUUUACAUCUGCUUUGAAUCAACAAUAUGUGAGAUUUUGGAUGUAUUUGCUUUGGCUCUAAAACAAAAUAAUUAUUUAUGUGAAUGCAUGACUUAAAAAGAAAGUAUUCCCCUUAAGUUUUCUAAGUUAACCGUAAAUUUUGUAUUUCUGAAAAAUAUAGAAAUUCAUUAUUUGGAAAUUAUUUUUAUUAAGUUAUGCUAUAAUUGAUGUGCAUAGUGUUAGCAGCAAACAGAUUAAAGUAUCCCAAGCUAUUGGGUAAAGGUGAUAGCUUUAAAUAUAAAAUCAGACAUACUCUCAGGAGUUCCACAAGCAAACUGCAUUUAAAAGAAAAAUACUUUUAACUGCUGCAAAUUAAUGUAAUGUUCUCUGCGAUAUUAAGAUAAAUAUGCAGACUUAUUUAUAUAUGACUUACAUUUGUCAAUUCUUCUGUUUUAUUAUGAAUUAAAUUUAAAAGGCAUAGACGUUUGCUUCAUACAUGCAGUGAUUGUAUGUUCUCAUUACUCACAAGCUAGCCUUUCUGAGUUUAAGCAAUGGUUGAACACAUCCGAUGCGUCAUAAUUGAUAUUUUUGGUCAGCUUAUUUUCAUCAAAGAACUGUUUAACAGGUUUUGUGGUAAUUUUCCUGCGUAUUCUUCAGUAAAAAUAAAUAUUAUGAAAAAAGUGAAAACUAGGAAAUAAAAGCCAUAAAUAUCACUGAUUCCACAUUGCAGCUUCUUUCUUUAUAUUGUUUGUGCGUAAUAGUCCAUUCCAUUCAUAUUUAAACCGUCACAUAUAAAGAUGUAAAUAUUGUAUAUACUAUGUUGUACAGAUAUGCGCAUUGCUCUUGGAAAAUGAGGCUUAAUGCAUGUGCGUAAAGUGUCGUCCCAGAUAAGCUUAUGCAGCCUGCACAUGCUAAUCAGGGAUGACACUUUCCACCUAACCUGAUUUGUUUGCGUAGAAGAGACUUCCAAUAAAGAAAAAUACAAUUGGCUUGGAAAGUGUCAUCCCUGAUAUCCCAGUGGUGUCUGCACAGGCAAAUCUGUGAUGACAGGCACAUGAUCUAAGCCUGCUAUUCCCAGAGCACGGCUAAUAUUAUUUAUGUGGAUAUAUUCAUAGUUAUCUAUAUGAACAAGUCAUAUGCUUCUUUCUAAAAUGUUGGUGCUUAAUACUCGUAAAACGAAAAGUUGUAAAAUUAUUUAAUAAAACAAUCCAAAUAUGUGAUUGGUGUUUUUGACCUUAAUAUUGCUUAUACAUAAACCUGCAAGCUUAUAUGUGGUUAGUUUUGAAUUUGUUAAUUAUGAGCCAUUACGAGUACCAAAACAUGAGUUGAUCAUUAAACAGUUGUAUUGUCAAACUGCAUUAUUUAUGCUAAACUUUCGAAAAAUUGUUUUGAUUGGUUUUGUAUGUAGCUUCUGUAUAAAUGAAGAAGUUUCAAAUUCAGGCAUAUAUACACAGGAUUUUCAGGAUACAUGUUUAAUGAAACAUUGUUUGUUUAUUAUAUAAUGUGUGUUUAAUCAGAAAUGUUGAAAGAUAGGAUAAAAUAUUCUGAUAACAUAUGUCAAACAAAAAUAGCAUUUUAGGUUUGCAUUUAGAAAAAAAAUUCCGAAGUUUGAAUCAAGAUUUUGAUUCAGAUUCGAAGAAAAUAUAUGUUCAUUUAAUCGGUUGUUAUUUAAAAUUAAUAUAAAUACAUUUUUAUUGUUUGUAUUACUAAUAAAAUAUCCUCUACUUUUAUACGCUUGCAUUUGUCUGUAAAAUAGUUUCUUUGGACAAACUAAUCAAACUGUUCAUAAAACUAUUAUAUCUAGUCAGAUUUAGGGUUUGUGUUGUAUUUUUGUUUUCCAAUUGUCCAUUAAUAUUUCCUUAGGCUAACCCUAUUGUGGUUGUGGCACAUUGAUGUGACUUAAGUCUUAUUGUCCCCUACCGGUGAAACCGUAGGGGACUUAUGGUUUGCGCUCUGUCUGUCUGUCUGUCUGUCUGUCUGUCAGUCCGUCACACUUUUCUGGAUUCUGCGACAACUUUGAAAGUUCUUCAUAUUUUUUCAUGAAACUUGUAACAUGGACAGAUGGCAAUAUGGAGAUAAUGCAAUUCAUUUUGUUCCUACGUCAAGAAUUCUGGUUGCUAUGGCAACAAAUAAAAAAAAUAAUUUUUUUACUGACAAUGGUGGUGUUUCACCGGUAGGGGACCGUAUUGCUUGGCAAUCUCUUGUUAUUCUUCAACUAUAUUUAAGCCAUAUUAUUGUUAUUUCAGACUUUGUGUACAAGACAUUUACUUCGUUACUGGUAUAUGAUCUUAGAGGUGUUAGCCCUCUAACAAAAUUAAAUAACAAUGUUGAAACAUGUG
Molecule: messenger RNA, 9913 nt
Organism: Dreissena polymorpha
Lineage: Eukaryota; Metazoa; Mollusca; Bivalvia; Myida; Dreissenidae
Product: discoidin domain-containing receptor 2-like
Exons: 18
Coding region: 316-3288 (990 amino acids)
Biological process (GO): cell surface receptor protein tyrosine kinase signaling pathway; protein phosphorylation; multicellular organism development
Cellular component (GO): signaling receptor complex
Molecular function (GO): collagen binding; protein tyrosine kinase collagen receptor activity; ATP binding
Source: RefSeq, a predicted model, not a curated record